AUGAUGCUAUUACGUUCUCCCCAAUUCCUGGUAUUCAUAUUAUUCGCAAGUGUCGACUCGCUGAAGAUUCUCAUCUACUCGCCGUCGUUCAGUGGAAGCCAUACGAAUUUUAUGGCGCGAUUGGCGGAUGUGCUGACCGAAGCCGGCCACAAUGUCACAUUUUUGGUGCCGGUUGGCGACGAUGCGCGAAAAACUCAACUCGGCGUCAAAUUGACGAACGACGUCGUCGUUGUUGAGAGGGACGAGCUGAUGAGGCAUUCGAACGUCUCCGAAAUGGAUAGCGGCAUGAAGAAUAUGUGGCUGAAGGAGCAGAAUCACAAUGAUGUCACUGAGAUGUUGAUGUUUCUCCGAAAUAUUUUCACCGCGGUGUGCGCGAAUCUAUUGCGCAACACCCAAGUGUUCGACGAGUUGAAAUCGAGACAAUUCGAUGUCGGGAUUCUGGAGCCGCUUGCCGCCUGCGGAUUAUUGUACAUGAAUCAGCUUGGAAUCGAGAAGACCAUUCUGGCAUCAUCGACGGUGAUGUUCGACAAUAUUCCAGUGAACUGCGGUGAGGAUCUUGAGCCGAGCCAUCAGCCAGCGCUGAUGGGAUUGAGUUCCGACGAUAUGAAUAUUUUUGAGCGCUAUGAGAACUGGAGGAUCAUGAAGACUACCAUUGAUACCACUGAUGGAACGUUCGACGAGGAGCUUGAGAUCUACCGACAACAUUUUGGGAAUGAUGUGCCGCAUUGGCGGGACUUGUUCCCAUCAGCGUCGAUAAUGUUCACAAACGCGAAUCCGCUAUUGGAUUUCCCGCGUCCAAUGUUGUCCAAAACAAUUCCGAUCGGCGGGAUUACUGUGCAUUUGAAGAAGAUUCGAGAAGCCAAAUUGGACGAUGAGUGGGAUGAGGUUCUUAGUGAGUGGGAUGAGGUUCUUAGGGGACGAGCGAAGACGAUUCUCGUCUCGUUCGGAUCAAUGACAGCCUCCUCUGAUAUUCCCAUUAGUUGGAGGAAGAAUAUGGUGAAAGUGUUCGCCUCAAUGAAGCACGUCACCUUCAUUUGGAAAUACGAAACCGACGAACUAGAAUUCGCGAAAGAAGCUGACAAUAUUUAUUUUUCGAAAUGGGUCCCGCAGCCGGCCCUUCUCGCCGAUCAUCGAUUAACCGCAUUUUUGACGCACGGUGGUCUAGGGAGUACGAACGAACUGGCGUAUUGUGGGAAACCGGCCAUCCUGGUGCCGGUGUUUGCGGACCAAUACAGAAACGCGAAAAUGCUUGAAAGACAUGGUGGAUCAAUUUUAUUGAAGAAGGAAGAUUUGGAUGAUUCGAGCAUUCUUAAAGACGCUUUGAUCAAAAUUCUGUACGACGAGUCGUACACGAAACAUGCUCAUCAUUUAGCCGAGCAAUUGGAGCAUCAGCCUCUCAAACCCAAAGAGCUUGUCGUCAAAUACACCGAGUUCGUCGGAAAGUACGGACCAUUGGACAAAUUGGACCCGCAAUCGAGAAAGCUGAAUUUCAUUCAGAAGCAUAUGCUCGACGAAUUUUUCUUUGAAGAGAUCCAUCGCGCAUAUGUGGAAUAG
Caenorhabditis bovis is the source of this 1554-nucleotide messenger RNA. NCBI's taxonomy places the organism in Eukaryota, Metazoa, Nematoda, Chromadorea, Rhabditida, Rhabditidae. The record is from the annotation of a GenBank genome assembly.